UAACAAAACUACUUCGAUCGUUUCGCGAUUCUGUGUAUAUACAUAUUCGAUUGCGUGUAAUUGAUCUAAUUGCGUUUAUGUUCAGUCGCGUCGCCAAUGAUCGAUAAUGACAAGGCUCAGGCUAUGCUCACGUUCGCUCUUUUAUCAACACUUUUAAUUCUAUCGGGCAUUCGUACCGCCGGCGAUGGUGUCGAUUGGGACUCUCCGAGAUCGCCCGCGUCGGCCGUAAUUACGAAAAACAUCCACGGACACGCUUCAUACAUAGAGCCCGUGUUUUACGGAGAUUUCAUGCAGCCGUCGCAACGCCGUCUUCUCGAACAUCCGCGCAGGGCCAAGCAGGUAUACCGCAGCCACGACUAUAACGUCGCGCGAAGACACCGUCGACCUCGAAAUAAGCACGACGAGGGCAGACCUUAUCAUUCGUCAGCUGUGAAGAACGACGAAGAUGAGGAUGAGGAAGAAGAGGAGGAGGAGGAAGAGGAGGAAAAUCAGCACGACGAGGAAGACAAGCUCGACGACGAGGGCGCCGACGAGGAGACCGCGGAGCAGGACGAGGAAGAAACGGUGAACGAGGAACCCACCGAGGUCUACGAUUAUGGUUAGUAUUGAAGGACGAAACUUUUGCCGCGUUUUCUAGGUCGCCGUCAGGAAUCGCGUAGCGAGAUCCGGUUACGUGCCGCUCGACAGUGAGGCCGAUGAACGUGAGAGACAGGAAGCUGUGAGGAUCAGAUCGGCCACCGAGGAGUGCGAGGACGAGCCGACGGAACCGUCGCAAUAUUAUGAAUACGAGACCGAGGUGAAAAAUGUUGCUUCUCAAGAUGCCCGACGCGACGGACAUCGAGCGAUAUUUCCCAUGAUGGUCCUCGGCGCAAGUUUUCUGAUUCUUCUGCUCGCCUAAGAACUCGCGAGUUCCAAGAUCUGUUACGAAGGAGGAGGAGCAUUCGCGAAUAAGCGACAUAUUCCACAGCGAACGAGACCAAUUGUGCGCGAUGCGCU
Messenger RNA from Temnothorax curvispinosus, 996 nucleotides. RefSeq names its product histone H3.v1-like. The record is from RefSeq and is a predicted model, not a curated record. Bases 97 to 603 code for a protein of 168 amino acids. NCBI's taxonomy places the organism in Eukaryota, Metazoa, Arthropoda, Insecta, Hymenoptera, Formicidae. The transcript is spliced from 2 exons.